AUGUGCAAGUGCGAAACGGUACUUGGUACUAUUUGUUCGGACAUCGCAACAACUACAGAAACAACUAUCGCGAGUUUAAGAACCGAGCAGCCUAGCGGCCUGGACACCGGCGGGGUCCGGCUGGAACUGAGUAAGGCCCUCGACCUCUGGGCCAGGAAUUCGAAACUCACUUUCCAGGAGAUCAAUAGUGAUCAUGCCGAUAUUCUGGUCUACUUCCACCGGGGUUAUCAUGGAGAUGGAUACCCAUUCGAUGGCAGAGGUCAGAUCCUGGCUCACGCAUUUUUCCCUGGCAAGGAUCGUGGUGGAGACGCUCACUUCGACGAAGAGGAGAUAUGGUUGCUGGAGGACGAGAGCAACGAGGAAGAUGAAAUUUUAACUACGAAGAGAUUGGCGGUAGAAAAAGUAGGAAACACUCCGGAAAUAGCACAGAUUGAAUAG
Messenger RNA from Acromyrmex echinatior (Panamanian leafcutter ant), 438 nucleotides. It is a transcript of the gene Mmp2, whose product is annotated as Matrix metalloproteinase 2. The record is from RefSeq and is a predicted model, not a curated record. Gene Ontology annotation, cellular component: extracellular matrix. Gene Ontology annotation, molecular function: metalloendopeptidase activity; zinc ion binding. NCBI's taxonomy places the organism in Eukaryota, Metazoa, Arthropoda, Insecta, Hymenoptera, Formicidae. Gene Ontology annotation, biological process: extracellular matrix organization; proteolysis; collagen catabolic process.